AUGGACGGUCGCGUGACCUCUUUCGCGUGUGACACUCCGCGUGGGAUUCAGCUUAAGGAAAACGUCCCGCUAAACGCUAUGGGCACAGGCGGCACGUCUUGUGAUUCUGGAACGGCAGACUCUCUUCUGAGCGUACAACAGUCGGUAACUGUGGAACAGUCGGUCACCACCACUGCAGGUGACAGGGUGCCAGUCCCUGGCAAGGUAGCACCUGAACGUCCUACGGAGAAAAAACUGAACAGCGGCCGUGAUCAUCCGGGACCGACACUGCUGCCUUCAAAAAAACGGAGUGGGGAGUCUCUCUGCUUGGCGAACAACAAGCGACCGGUGCCAGGAUCCGGGCACACGUUUUCAGGAAUAGAGAAGCGAACAUGUCGUUCGACUACGCUCACUUCGUUUUUCCUUCCACGGCAGAAAGUUGCUGGGACAGAGCGGACGCCAGGCGCUGGUCUGUCGCCAGCCACCUGCAGCCGCCAAGGGGAACCCGUGUGUAAAACUCGUCUUUCACAGACUGAGACCGCGCUUGCAGGAAACAGUCCGGAGGACCGUACCUCGACCCAGCAAGGCUGCGGGAAUGUGUCUGCGGCCCUUUCCACAUCGUCGCCCGGUGAUCUCUUUGUUGAUCCCGACGGGGAAAUGAGACCUGUUGCAGAUGCUGAAGCGGUGUGGCGCCAGACGCUUGGAGACUCCUGGUUUGAGGCUCUGAAAGACGAGUUGCGGUUGCCAUACUUCCGCAAUUGCAUGCAGUUUGUGCGCCGGGAGCGUCAAAAGUACCGGGUGUAUCCGCCUCACCACUUGGUCUUCAACGCCUUCAAAACGACCCCGCUCGACACCGUGAAAGUUGUUGUCGUAGGGCAAGACCCUUAUCAUCAGCCGCGGCAAGCGAUGGGCCUUUCCUUCUCAGUGCCGCGUGGCGUUCCCUUGCCACCUAGUCUGAAGAAUAUCUUCAAGGAAAUUGCUCGCAACUAUCCGGAGCUCAAGGUGGUGGAUCCCCUCACAAAUAAGAUCUCAGGGGCAGUUCAGGGGGACCUGACAGUCUGGGCGUCUCAGGGCGUGUUCCUGCUUAAUUCUCUUCUUACGGUUCGAGAGAGUACCCCGAUGUCUCACCGAGAUGCGGGCUGGGACCGAUUUACAACCAAGGUGAUUGACGUGAUCAAUACGCGGCGCCAAGGGAUUGUCUUCCUUCUGUGGGGCAAACCGGCGCAGAAAAAGUCUGCAGGUGUGAGCCGCGUUCGCCACCGAAUCUUAGAAGCCGGGCACCCAUCUCCUCUUUCGGUUCGAUUCUUCCAGGGAUGUCAGCAUUUUUCGAAAUGCAACGAGCUACUGAGAGGAAUGGGCAAAGAAGAAAUAUCUUUUGCUCCUUCUUCGUGA
Molecule: messenger RNA, 1371 nt
Organism: Besnoitia besnoiti
Lineage: Eukaryota; Apicomplexa; Conoidasida; Eucoccidiorida; Sarcocystidae
Product: uracil-DNA glycosylase
Exons: 8
Coding region: 1-1371 (456 amino acids)
Biological process (GO): base-excision repair; base-excision repair, AP site formation via deaminated base removal
Cellular component (GO): nucleus; mitochondrion
Molecular function (GO): uracil DNA N-glycosylase activity
Source: RefSeq, a predicted model, not a curated record